Recurvomyces mirabilis is the source of this 2067-nucleotide messenger RNA. RefSeq lists its product as uncharacterized. Gene Ontology annotation, cellular component: endoplasmic reticulum. The transcript has 2 exons. Gene Ontology annotation, molecular function: protein disulfide isomerase activity. The record is from RefSeq and is a predicted model, not a curated record. Gene Ontology annotation, biological process: peptidyl-cysteine oxidation. The coding region runs from base 1 to 2067 and encodes 688 amino acids. Lineage: Eukaryota; Fungi; Ascomycota; Dothideomycetes; Mycosphaerellales; Teratosphaeriaceae.
AUGCGCCCCUCCACCCUCCUCCGCUACCUAGCCGCCUCCCUCUUACCCACCACCCUCGCCUCACAACAACUCCUUCCCCGAGAAGACGGACCCUCAGGCGACCUGACAACCGGCCACGACGGCUCAACGACCACCACAGGCGGCGGCGACAAUGACAGCACAUUCAACGACAAAGUCGUCCCCGAACUCACAUCCCUCACCAGCGACACCCUAAAACCAAGCAUAGAGUCCGGCUACUGGCUUGUCGAGUUUUUCAGCCCCUACUGCGUCCACUGCAAACACUUCGCCCCGACCUGGCAGACUCUCUACGAAUUCUACUACACCCAAGACACCAUCGCCUCCACCUCCGCACCCAUAGGUUCAGCAGAAGCAGCGAGUUCGUUUACAAAAUACUAUGAUUUCCACUUCGCCAAGGUUGAUUGCGCGAGCAAUGGGGAUGCAUGCGCGGAUAACAAGAUCAAUAGUUUUCCGACCAUCGUGAUGUUCAAGGAUGGAGAGGUGGUGAAGCAGCAGGUUGGUGGGAAGGAUAUUAAAUUCAUGGGUAAAUUCGUAGAGGAGGUAUUAGAAACAAUCCACCCCGGGAGUAGACCGAAGGGAGGACCGAAGUUACCCAAGGCUGGUGACCAUGAGGUAGAGAAGACAUUGAUGCCGGAGCAGGCGCCUGGACCUGUGAAUAAGGAUGGGGUGGAGAUGAAAGCGACAGGGACGAAGUCACUACUCACCGCAACGAAAGUCGCGGAGCCAGUCACUCCAAACCUGGAUGGCAAGAGUAAAGCACUCACAGCCGAGAACUUCCAACGUCUGGUCACGACAACCCACGACCCCUGGUUCAUCAAAUUCUACGCCCCAUGGUGUCACCAUUGCCAAGCCAUGGCUCCAAACUGGCAAGGAAUGGCACGGCAAAUGAAAGGGCAACUCAACAUCGGCGAAGUAAACUGCGAGACCGAAAAGCGCCUCUGCAAAGACGUCAAAGUCAAAGGCUACCCCACCCUCCUCUUCUUCCGCGGCGGCGAAAGAGUCGAAUAUGACGGCCUUCGGGGCUUAGGAGAUUUAUUAGACUUCGCAAACAAAGCCAUCGCCGUAGCCGAACCCGUCAUGGACGUUAACAUGGCACAAUUCGAAGAGCUAGAGCAAAAAGAAGAAGUCCUCUUCCUCUACUUCUACGACGACGCGACCACAGCCGAAGACUUCGCCGCCCUAGACCGCCUAGUAAUGAGCCUAAUCGGCCACGCAAAACUUGUCAAAACGUCCGAUCCUGAACUCAACACCCGCUACAAAAUCUCCACCUGGCCCCGCCUUCUCGUCAGCCGCGACGGCAAACCAACCUACUACACCGCCCUAUCCCCCCGCGACAUGCGCGAAUUCCGACGCGUCCUAACCUGGAUGCAAGGAAACUGGCUUCCCAUCGUCCCGGAACUCACCGCCUCUAAUGCAAAAGAAGUCAUGGGCGCCAACAAACUCGUCGUUUUGGGAAUUCUGUCCCGCGAAAGGAAAGAAGAAUUCAUCAUCGCGAAGCGCGAGAUUAAAAACGCGGCGUUGGAGUGGAUCGAUAAGCAAACCCAGGCUUUCCAGCUCGAGAGGCAGGAAUUAAGGGAUGCGAAACAACUCCGGAUUGAAGAGGCCGAGGACCGGAAUGAUCAGCGGGCUUUGCGUGCCGCGAAGAGUAUCAGGAUUAACAUGGACGACAUCGAACGCAAAGACGUGGGGUUCGCAUGGGUGGACGGCGUGUUCUGGGAACGAUGGAUCCGGACUACGUUCGGCAUCUCCGUGGCGGGGGAUGGGGAGAGGGUGGUCAUGUAUGAUUAUUCCUCGCAUCGGUAUUGGGAUGUCACUAUGACGGGUUUCCCCAUCGUUCCUUCGCGGACGUCGAUAUUGGAGACGUUGCCGAGGGUUGUGAGUUCGCCGCCGAAGAUCCAGCCGAAGAGGACGAUGAGUGUGUUGGGGCAUGCGUGGUGGGUUUUGAAGGCCCAGGUGUGGGAGCAUCCGAGGGUGGGGGAGAAAGGGAGUGCGAUGGAUGGGUUGUUGGGGGGGAGUUCGAGUGGCAAUGGCCAAGGGAAGGUGGACUGA